Aspergillus candidus is the source of this 1244-nucleotide messenger RNA. RefSeq names its product F-box protein. The coding region runs from base 138 to 1145 and encodes 335 amino acids. The transcript is spliced from 2 exons. Gene Ontology annotation, molecular function: protein binding. The record is from RefSeq and is a predicted model, not a curated record. NCBI's taxonomy places the organism in Eukaryota, Fungi, Ascomycota, Eurotiomycetes, Eurotiales, Aspergillaceae.
CGCCAACAUCUUAGUUGUUUCCUCAUUACCCCCGCCGUUGUGGUGUCAGGCGUGGGUCCAAUCAACCCAAAGAAUCCAACGACCCACAUGGAAACACUCUUAUCAUCUACAUCCCUCCUCAUAUUCAACCAAAUAACAUGCGACCCCUCAACCAAUUCCCCCCCGAGCUCAUCGAUCACAUACUCAGCUGCCUGUCCCGCUCAGAUCUCAAAGCUGCCCGUCUAACAUGCCGCGCCCUGAGCGGUAUCGCAACACACUGGCUCUAUCACUCCAUCUACACACGCAUCCCAUCCUUCCAGAACAACGUCGUCCGCCAGGAAAUUGAAGGCCUCCAAGAGCUCGUCUCGAAAUUCGCACCACUAGUCCACAAGAUUGACAUCGACGGCGGAGAUGACUAUUGUCCGUUCGAAGUGGCCUCGUUCCUGGACAAGCUGCCCGCUUUGGAAAAGAUUUACAUGUGCGGCGUCCGUACAUCGUGGUACCAUGAUCAGUUCUUCCACGGUGAUUUUGAGAAGGCAAUGCUUCGCGCGAGUCUCAUCACUCCAAUUGAAACCAGGAUCCUGGCUGAUUUAAAGUCUUUGACCCUGAAGGUCCACCAAGAUCACGGAGACUGGAUUCUUACUCAUCUUGGAAUUUUGUUCUUAAUCCCCCAACUCCAGCAGUUAACCCUAGACCAUAUCGUUUUGAACUAUGGGGAUCCCGCAUUCCCACGUCCUUGGUCAUCGUCGGGGCUCACUCACUAUUCCAAUCAGACGGGUUUGAAGUCUUUAUGCAUUGUCGAUUCUUAUAUUGAUCUCCAGGCCCUGGAGGAGAUUCUGUCUCCCCCCAAGGCGCUGACGCAUCUUCGACUGGAGAGUCGCCAUCCGGACUGCGACGAGCUACCCGAUGGCUGGCAAGAAAGGACGUGUAACCGGGAGGCUAUCUAUCGUGCCAUUGCACAGCAGAGGCUGUCGUUGGAGAAGUUGGACAUUCAGUGGGAUGUGCGGUCGGCCCCCCUGGAGGGACCCGGUUGGACGCGGGUUCGGUUCCCUAGGUUGAGGGAGCGUAAGGUAACUUUCGGGGCAAUGGACGAGUCGCAUCAAUUCGAGAUCGGUGAUUUGAACAGUCGUAACGAGGGUGUUAGACACCCUAAUGUGAUUCCAUGAUGUCUAACUGUCUUACUCCAAUCGACAAAGCAAGAGAAGAGAAGAGAUGGAGCAGAGGCUAUAGUCCCAGAGAUUUAUCAGACUCACAGUCAGUGUUAG